Messenger RNA from Funneliformis caledonium, 219 nucleotides. Lineage: Eukaryota; Fungi; Glomeromycota; Glomeromycetes; Glomerales; Glomeraceae. The record is from the annotation of a GenBank genome assembly.
AUGUCAAACACUCCCUUUUUAGGGCAUACCACUAUAUACGCACGACCAAUAUCAAGGAUUGCCUUGAUUUUGACAAAGAAAAAGAUGGAAUCAGAUGGUGUAUCAUUUGGCAGAAAUGGUACACAUCCUGGUUAUCCACGAAUUACUAAUAAAGAAAACAAAUUAGAAAGCACCCUCAAAAAAUUAAUGAUAAAUACAAAUAACCUUGAAAAUUUAUAA